AUGGCCGAGAAAGUAUACGGUGACCUACUAAAACUAUAUGAAACGGGGAAGAGUCUUGGCUACCAGAGAGAAGAAUUGGACGAGUGGGUUGCUAAAAUCAUAAGACAGAAUGAGGAGAGAGAUACUAGAAUGGAAGAGAGGAAAGAAAAGGCGAAAGUAGAAGAAGAAGAAAGGAAAGAAAGGGCGAAAGUAGAAGAACGGAAGAUGGCAAUGCAGGAAGAAGAGAUGAGAUUUAAAUGGAAACUGGAAGAGGACCAAGUAGCGGCCAAAAUAAAAAGAGACGACGAGGAAUCGAAGGCCAAAAUUGCCGCAAUCGAAAAAGAGAGUAAAGCAAAGGAUGUAGAGGAGCAGGAAAAUAGAGACACCAGGAAAAGAAAUACGCCCCAAACAAAGAGACAAAAAUUCGUGGAAGGCACGGAUAAGAUGGAUGCAUUUAUCAACAGAUUUGAAAUGCUGAUGAAACUUGAAAAGGAACCACAACACGAAUGGGCCAUACAACUUCUCAGUUUGGUCGGAGGAAAGGCCCUCGAUGCACUACAAGUCCUAAGCGAUGACGAGGUAGCAAACUAUGCCAUCCUCAAGAAAACAUUACUUGAUUUCUAUCAGUACAGCGAGGACGACUACCGACAGAAGUUUCAUGAGCUAAAACCACCAUCAGACGGCAACAUGAAGCAAUUUGUUUCUGAUGUGAAAAUAACGUUCGAAAAAUGGGUUCAAGCGUCUAGAAUUGAAGAAUCCUUCGAGAGUCUAAAGCAGUUUAUCAUCGUGGACAAAAUCGUAUCAACUGCUGGGAAGCAUUUGUUUGCUUUCCUACAGGAAAGAAAACCGAGAAGUGUGGAGACCGUUAUGGAACUGUGUCAAACUUAUGUAGCGGCACAUCCGGGCGAAAUACUACAAAAGGUUGAAAACAGUGAAGAAAUCGAAUUUGCCGCCACAACAGUCCCUACAGCAGCACGAUUUACAAUGAGAAAAACGGCACAGCAACGUAGUCCACCACAAGACAGAAAUAUACAGAGAUAUACAGAGAGAGAACAAAAUGAUUAUAGACCAAAUCAGUCAUCGGCCCAGAGAAAUGAAGUGAGAUGCUUUAACUGUAGGAAAAUAGGACACAUAGCGAAGUAUUGUAGAGAGGCAAGGCGAAGAGAAUACUGGAAGAAUGAUGUUGUAGCUCACGUAGGAGGCUUAGCAGAGAGUCUUUCACCGUACGUUACCCCUGCAAUAGUUAACGGGAAUCACAUCCUGUCCCUACGCGACACAGGGGCCACGAAAUGUGUACUUCUAGCAAAACUUGUGAGUCCCCAUCAGUACACCAAGAGACAAUGCAAAGUACAAGGUUUUGGAGGGCAGGUCAAAAGUUACCCGACCGCUAUAGUACACAUUAACUCCCCUUAUUUCAAUAAAACAGUUGAAGCUAUAGUUGUUGAUAAUGGACCGUUCGAUUUGUUGAUAGGCAAUGUUCCAAACAUAGAAUUUCCAAAAGAGGCUCAAAUCAACAGUUGGAAAGAAUUGUAUAACUGGAAGUUACCUCAACAAGAGGAUUGUAUGCAGAUGCAACAACAAAUGGCACAAAACCCCAACCAAAAAGAAGUACAGAUCCCUAGCCAGACAAGUCCUAUAGAAACCAUACAGCAAGUUGAAACCAGACAACAAAAAUUGAAACGAGAACAUGAAAGUUCUGGCGAUGACCUCCUGAACAGAACUAAAAGAGACGAUAGUGACGAAACGCCUGGGGGUGUCAAUAUGACAGAGAAAUGCAAUCCAGAAAAAUUUCAAGAAGCUCAAAAGAAAGACCCCACUUUGACUAAAAUUUUUAAUUUGGCAAAGAAAGGAACAGUAGCAAGCACAAAGAGAAGUAAGAAAGAAUUCAUAAUAAAACAAGGCACCUUAAUUAGAAAAUAUACCGAUCAAAGGGGUGAAUUCAAACAAUUAGUAACACCCAAGGAAUACAGAUUAAUGAUACUACAGCAAGGUCACGAUCUAUCAGUAGCUGGACAUAUGGGUCGUGCAAAAACAAAACAAAGAAUCCAACACUCCUUCUAUUGGCCUGGUAUGGACAAAGAUAUUGCUAAAUAUGUGUCAUCCUGCAAAAUAUGCAUGGACACGAGAAAAAACAAACCGAGACCAGCUCCUAUACAGAGAACAGAUCUAGCAUGUAGACCUUUCCAGAAAAUUGCAGUUGAUAUUAUAGGACCGACAGCCACAAUGUCAAAAAGGGGUCACAGGUAUAUCCUAACAAUUGUAGAUUUCGCUACACGAUGGGCAGAAGCAUAUCCUUUGAAAAAGGCUACAGCAGAAGAAACAGCUGGAGCUUUGCUGAACUUGUUCACUAGAAUUGGGUUCCCGGAUACCAUCCUAAGCGAUAGAGGGGUACAGUUCACAGCAAACCUUACCCGUCACAUUACGAACACCCUAGGAAUAAAGCAGUGUUUCACGACCCCCUACUGCCCCCAGAGCAAUGGGGUCUGCGAACGACUAAACGGGACUGUAAAAACCAUGUUAGAAAAGGCUUCAGUAGGUAGAGAAGAGGACUGGGACUUAUUUUUACCUUGUGUACUCUUUGCAUACAGGGAAGUUCCUCAAAAUAGUACUGGGUUCUCACCAUUUGAGCUAAUUUAUGGAGCGAACCCAAGGGGGCCGCUCCAAAUAUUGAAAUCUCUACUCUACAAGAAGGAUCUAGAUGAAGAUAGAAGAAAUUCGUUAGAGGCCAUAGUUAACCUCAGAGACCGAAUAAUUCGAGCUUGUCAUAUCGCAAAAGAAUCACUCAACGACAAAGGAAUAGAAACAAGAGAAAGAGUGAAUAGGAAUAGGAGAUUAAGAACAUUUAAAGUUGGUGAAGAAGUUCGCGUGUUGCUACCAGAUAAGAACAAAAUGGAACUAUCGUGGAGAGGGCCAUUUAAAAUCACAAGAAAAAUGAACAAUGUAGAUUACGAGAUUGAAGUCAAUGGAAAAAGGAAGAUCUUUCACAUUAAUAUUCUAUCCCCAUAUCAUUUGAGACCCAGUGAACUGAUCAAUGAAACCCAUCAAGCAGAAACCAUAAAUGUUGCUAUGAUUUCUGAAGAAGAUAAUGAUAAUGAGAAUACGCUACCUACAUUUACAACAAAUGCAGAAAACUGGACAUGUGUAAAAAUCGGCAACGUAGCGGAGGAGAAGAAAAACCAAAUCAAGGCAAUCCUACAAAAGUAUGAGAAAGUAUUAACCCAUGUGCCGGGAAAGACAACAACCAUAGCCCACGACAUCACCAUUACGGGAGACAAACCAAGAAAGGUAAUUCGCUACAACUUGCCACUAAAUUACAGAGAAGCGAUUAGAAAGGAAAUAGAUGAGCUUACAAGUCUGGGAAUUAUCGAAAGAUCGAAAUCCCCAUUUGCAGCUCCAGUAGUAAUGGUCAAGAAAAAAAACGGAGAAACCAGAAUGUGCGUAGACUAUCGUCAAUUAAACAGCAUUACAGUUUUAGACGCAGAACCCAUGCCCAACCCAGAGGACUUGUUUGCUACUUUAGCCAAUGCCAAAAUAUUUAGUAAGCUAGACCUUGCAAAAGGUUACUAUCAGAUUCCAGUAGCCGAAAGUGCACGCCACCUAACGGCAUUUUCUACUCCAUUUGGACUAUACCAAUGGAAGUAUAUGCCAUUCGGCCUGGUGAAUGCUCCUGCAACAUUCAACAGACUUAUGAGAAUAGUUCUGGCAGGCCAUAAAAAUGUAAUCGCAUAUAUGGAUGAUAUAUGUGUGUAUAGUGAGAACUGGCAAGAACAUGUGGAAGCUUUAGAGUCAAUCUUGAACACCCUUCAACGACAUGGUCUAACCGCUCGACCAAGUAAACUAGAACUUGCUACAGAUACUAUUGAAUUUCUAGGCCAUGACAUAAGAUAUGGACAGUUAAAACCAAAGGGAAACACCAUACAACGAAUCCUAGAAAUUGAGACUCCAAAGAACGUAAAGGACGUUAAGAGAUUAAUUGGUUUGGUUAACUUUUACAGGAAAUACAUUCCUAACUGUGCAGAAAUGAUCACACCCUUAACAGAUUUGACAAAAACUAACAACGGUAAAACGGAACGUAGGCAGAAUAACACACAGAGGAAAAUUGAGUGGGACCAACAUUGCGAGCAAGCUGUGCAAGCAAUAAAACAAGUAUUCCAAUCGGAACCUAUCCUACAACUACCCGACCUGUCAAAGACAUUUACCCUAGCAACCGAUGCGUCGUCUACGGGGAUUGGAGCGUGCUUACUGCAGGAACAUGAGGGCAAUCUCCAUCCCGUAUGUUACAUCAGCCGUAAGCUGACGGACACAGAGCAACGGUAUGCAGUUGUAGAAAGAGAAUGCCUAGCCAUCGUCUGGGCCACCGCUAAACUUGCUAGAUAUCUAUUAGGCAAGCCGUUCAUUCUCCAAACUGACCAUGCGCCUCUCAAAGCGCUGAACGGUCGCAAAUUAAACAAUGGAAGAAUGGCCCGUUGGGCAUUGAAACUGUCUGACUUUCAAUAUGACGUAAAACACGUGGCAGGGGUAGACAACGUCAUCGCAGACACCCUGUCAAGGCUGGAAAAUAGUGAGACCUUAUAG
This is a messenger RNA of Biomphalaria glabrata, 4554 nucleotides long. RefSeq lists its product as uncharacterized. Bases 1 to 4554 code for a protein of 1517 amino acids. Gene Ontology annotation, biological process: proteolysis; DNA integration. The record is from RefSeq and is a predicted model, not a curated record. Lineage: Eukaryota; Metazoa; Mollusca; Gastropoda; Planorbidae. Gene Ontology annotation, molecular function: zinc ion binding; nucleic acid binding; aspartic-type endopeptidase activity. The transcript has a single exon.